Sphaerulina musiva SO2202 is the source of this 2138-nucleotide messenger RNA. RefSeq names its product PP2C-domain-containing protein. NCBI's taxonomy places the organism in Eukaryota, Fungi, Ascomycota, Dothideomycetes, Mycosphaerellales, Mycosphaerellaceae. The transcript has 6 exons. The record is from RefSeq and is a predicted model, not a curated record. Gene Ontology annotation, molecular function: protein serine/threonine phosphatase activity; cation binding. Gene Ontology annotation, biological process: protein dephosphorylation. The coding region runs from base 267 to 1262 and encodes 331 amino acids.
CCACCGCUCACACUGCGCACUCCGCACACACACCCGCCUCGUCCACCCCCAAACUGCCUGUCUACCCACCUGUUCGCAUCGUCUCCCUCCAAUUGCGCGGCGCCGACCACCUCACACCUACCUACCUAAGCCACCGCUACGCGACGAGCCAGCCACAACCAAGAACCGCCUUUCAAUCCGACCCCACCUACACCCGGCCUACAACAACAAAUUGAAUUGAAAUUUCCGCUCCGUUCGCUGCAUCACGCAGACCACAUCAACCAGCCAUGGGUCAGACACUGUCGGAGCCCGUCGUGGAAAAGAAAUCAGAUCAGGGCCAAGAUGACCGCGUCGCUUUCGGUGUGAGCUGCAUGCAAGGAUGGAGAAUCAGCAUGGAGGACGCUCACGCCGCGAUUCUCGACCUACAGCCGCUCGAGGAAGACGGAGGAGAACUGAAGCCAGCAGCAUCGGACGUGCGGAUAUCCUUCUUCGGCGUGUACGACGGACAUGGAGGAGACAAGGUCGCGCUGUACACGGGCGAGAACCUGCACAAGAUCAUCGCAAAGCAGGAGUCGUUCAAGCAGCGAGAUUUUGAGCAGGCGCUCAAGGACGGCUUCCUUGCUAUUGACAGAGCCAUUCUCAGCGAUCCCAAGUAUGAGGAGGAAGUCUCUGGCUGCACAUCCUCGGUCGGCAUCAUUACCAACGACAAAAUUUUCGUGGGCAAUGCUGGUGACUCGAGAUCUGUCCUGGGCAUCAAGGGGCGCGCAAAGCCCUUGUCCUUUGACCACAAGCCGCAGAACGAGGGCGAGAAGGCCCGCAUAUGUGCUGCAGGAGGCUUCGUCGACUUCGGUCGAGUGAAUGGCAACCUUGCGCUCAGCAGAGCCAUUGGUGACUUUGAGUUCAAGAAGAGCGCAGACCUUCCACCGGAACAGCAGAUUGUCACAGCCUAUCCCGAUGUGACCGUACACGAGCUGGGAGACGACGACGAAUUCCUCGUCGUUGCUUGUGAUGGUAUCUGGGAUUGCCAGUCCUCGCAAGCGGUUGUGGAGUUCGUUCGAAGAGGCAUUGCCGCGAAGCAGGAGCUGCACGCGAUCUGCGAGAACAUGAUGGACAACUGUCUGGCCUCCAACUCCGAGACGGGCGGUGUUGGCUGCGACAACAUGACCAUGAUGGUCGUUGCCCUGCUCAAUGGACAGACCAAGGAAGAGUGGUACAAGAAGGUUGCCGAGCGCGUCGCUAAUGGGGACGGGCCUUGCGCGCCUCCUGAGUACGGCAAGUCAUGACCCACCCUCUUCAUUCAUCCCUUGGCAGUGGCCGGGACUGUAGCAGUGGCAGACCAGACAUCUCGCAUGCAGCAUGGCUUCCGAGGACAUGCGAUCGGUUUUUGGAGAGCGAAACAGCUGACAAUAGACAGCUGAGUUCCGAGGUCCCGGUAUGCACCACCGCUUCGACGAGUCCCCCGAUGACUAUGACAUGGACAUGGAUCAGCGCACACGAUUGCUAGGACACGACGAAACCGACGUCGACAUGGACCGAGUCACCGAAGUCGAAGAAGUCUCAGAAGAUGCCGACGAGGAGGCGGUACAGAGGAAUCCGCUGAAGAAUGGCGACGUCCGGAGUGAGAGAGAAGGCACGCCAGCACCUGCUGCUGCUGCUGCUGCAUCUUCCGGCAAUGAUGUCCCUCCCAAGGCCGAGGACACGAUCAUGGCCGUGGCAGACGAGAAGCUGGCAGCCACGACGCUGCACAACGAGGACGAGAAGACGAAGUGAUGGCAUUGAGGUUUCAAUUGCAUUUCCCGGCCAGGAUUUUCACAUGGAACUUCCAUUGAUACCCUUUUUUAGCGAAGCGACGAGACCAGCACGACAUGACGGACAUCACACACACAACACACGCACACCGACUUUUCCAUUGUUCCCCUCGACUGAGCAAUCAAGAGCCGUCUUUUGACGAGCUUCUUUCUCCCGGCACAACCUUACAUACAUGAUGGAAUAACAGGACGCGGGCCGGCGUGGCAUCGGAACAGAGUGUUCAUCGGGGACUUGAUAUUCAAUCCAUGCGUUCCGCGUCGGCGCAUGCAAGGGGAUCAUGUAUGGUUGUAGCGUAGAGAGCUCUCGACGGGAACAAUACUACUAGUGCUACUACUACUGCUACUGCUCCA